Messenger RNA from Chlorocebus sabaeus (green monkey), 15949 nucleotides. It is a transcript of the gene STARD9, whose product is annotated as StAR related lipid transfer domain containing 9. Lineage: Eukaryota; Metazoa; Chordata; Mammalia; Primates; Cercopithecidae. Gene Ontology annotation, molecular function: microtubule binding; ATP binding; microtubule motor activity. Gene Ontology annotation, cellular component: cytoplasm; nucleus; centriole. Gene Ontology annotation, biological process: microtubule-based movement; spindle assembly. The record is from RefSeq and is a predicted model, not a curated record.
GCUCGGGCUGCAGUGCGUGCUUGGGCGGGGGCGACCCGGGAAGCUUCGGGUGGAGCGAGGCGGAGCGAGCGCUGGCAUCCUCCCGCCCACGAGGCUAAGGAAUGGCCGAGUUUCGGAAAGAACCUGCCUGCUCCGGCUGCUGCGCGUGCUUGGGCGGGGGCGAGUCGGGAGACUUUAAGGAGGAUUGAGGGGAGGCGGGGCCGGGAGUUCUCCCGCCCACCGGGCUCAGGAUUGGCCGAAGCUAGGCAGGCACCGCCCCGCUUGGGCGGCAGCUCCCGUCCGCCCGGGGGCGUCCCCAGAGGCGCGUGGGGCGGGCGGGGCUGCGUUGGGGCUGUGUCUGGGCUUAGGGCGGGGGCCUGGGAUGCUGCCGCGGAGCUGACUUGCUGGACUUGGUUUGUGGCAGACGGAUGGCGAACGUGCGGGUCGCCGUGCGGGUCCGGCCGCUCAGCAAGAGGGAGACCAAAGAAGGGGGAAGAAUUAUUGUGGAAGUUGAUGGCAAAGUGGCGAAAGUCAGGAAUUUAAAGGUGGACAGUCGACCAGAUGGCUUUGGGGACUCCCGGGAGAAGGUUAUGGCGUUUGGCUUUGAUUACUGCUACUGGUCAGUCAACCCAGAGGAUCCCCAGUAUGCAUCUCAAGAUGUGGUUUUCCAGGAUUUAGGGAUGGAAGUACUCUCUGGAGUUGCCAAAGGCUAUAACAUAUGCCUUUUUGCUUAUGGACAGACAGGCUCUGGGAAGACAUAUACCAUGCUGGGGACCCCAGCCUCUGUUGGGCUGACACCACGGAUAUGUGAGGGUCUCUUCAUCAGGGAGAAAGACUGUGCCUCACUGCCUUCCUCCUGUAGGAUAAAAGUAAGUUUUCUAGAAAUCUAUAAUGAACGGGUGCGGGAUCUGUUGAAGCAAUCUGGUCAAAAAAAGCCCUAUACCCUGCGGGUCAGGGAGCAUCCAGAGAUGGGGCCCUAUGUACAAGGUUUAUCUCAACAUGUAGUUACCAAUUACAAGCAAGUAAUCCAACUCUUGGAGGAGGGGAUUGCAAACAGAAUCACAGCAGCCACCCAUGUUCAUGAGGCCAGUAGCAGAUCCCACGCCAUUUUCACUAUCCACUACACACAGGCAAUCCUGGAGAACAACCUCCCUUCUGAAAUGGCUAGCAAGAUCAACCUUGUGGACCUAGCAGGCAGUGAAAGAGCAGACCCCAGUUACUGUAAGGACCGCAUUACUGAAGGAGCCAAUAUCAACAAGUCCCUUGUGACUCUGGGAAUUGUCAUCUCCACCUUAGCCCAGAACUCCCAAGUUUUCAGCAGCUGCCAGAGCCUCAACAGCUCAGUCAGCAAUGGUGGUGACAGUGGAAUCCUUAGCUCUCCUUCUGGGACCAGCAGUGGAGGGGCACCCUCCCGAAGGCAGUCUUAUAUCCCAUACCGAGACUCUUUGUUGACCUGGCUGCUGAAGGACAGCCUUGGAGGCAACUCUAAAACCAUCAUGGUUGCCACGGUGUCUCCUGCACACACUAGCUACAGUGAGACCAUGAGCACACUGAGAUAUGCAUCCAGUGCCAAAAACAUUAUCAACAAGCCACGAGUAAAUGAGGAUGCAAACGUAAAGCUGAUUAGAGAACUCAGAGAAGAGAUUGAAAGACUGAAAGCCCUGCUGCUGAGCUUUGAACUGAGAAACUUCGGUUCAUUGAAUGAUGAAAAGGAUGAAAACCUGAAGGAGCUGGUUCUCCAAAAUGAGUUGAAGAUAGACCAGCUGACUAAAGACUGGACCCAGAAGUGGAAUGAUUGGCAGGCCCUCAUGGAGCAUUACAGUGUGGACAUCAACAGGAGGAGGGCUGGGGUGGUCAUCGACUCCAGCCUGCCACACCUGAUGGCUUUGGAGGAUGAUGUGCUCAGCACAGGUGUUGUGCUGUAUCAUCUCAAGGAAGGGACAACAAAAAUUGGAAGAAUUGACUCAGACCAGGAACAGGACAUUGUCCUGCAGGGUCAGUGGAUCGAGAGAGACCACUGCACUAUCACCAGUGCCUGUGGUGUAGUUGUUCUCCGGCCUGCCCGUGGGGCCCGCUGUACAGUCAAUGGCCGGGAGGUCACUGCCUCCUGCCGUCUGACCCAAGGAGCUGUCAUAACCCUGGGGAAGGCACAGAAGUUCCGAUUCAACCACCCAGCAGAGGCUGCUGUCCUGCGGCAGCGAAGGCAGGUUGGAGAGGCUGCUGCUGGUGGUGGCUCUUUGGAGUGGCUGGAUUUGGAUGGAGAUCUCACUGCGUCCCGGCUAGGUCUCUUCCCUUUGCUUUGGAAGGAAGGGAGAGCGCUUGAAGAGCAAUGUGACGAGGACCGUCAGCCACUGAGGUAUGGAGAGACAUCCCACAGGGCCCAGAUUCAGCAGCAGCAGAGCUACGUGGAGGAUUUGAGGCAUCAAAUCCUAGCAGAAGAGAUUCAAGCUGAGAAGGAACUGGAAUUUGACCAAACUUGGAUUAGCCAGCAGAUUAAAGAAAACCAGCAGUGUCUGCUCAGAGAAGAGACCUGGCUGGCCAGCUUGCAACAGCAGCAGCAAGAAGACCAUGUAGCAGAGAAAGAACUUGAGGCAUCUGUGGCACUUGAUGCGUGGCUUCAGACAGAUCCUGAGAUUCAGCCAUCCCCAUUUGUCCAAAGUCAGAAAAGGGUGGUGCAACUGCAGCUCCUGCGGAGACACACUCUUCGGGCAGCAGAGCGGAAUGUCCGGCGGAAAAAGGUCUCAUUCCAGCUAGAGAGAAUCAUCAAAAAGCAGAGGCUGCUGGAGGCCCAGAAGAGACUGGAGCAGCUCACGACAUUGUGCUGGCUCCAGGAUGACAGCACCCAGGAGCCCCCAUACCAGGUCCCCAGCCCUGAUGCCACAGUCCCACAGCCUCAAUGUAGAAGCAAAUUGACGAGUUGCAGUUCUUUGAGCCCCCAAAGGCUCUGCAGCAAGCACGUGCCCCAGCUACACAGCAUUUUCCUAAGUUGGAAUCCCUCUACCACAUUACCACCUAUGCCUGACCCUACUCACCAAACAUCAGAGAAAACAUCAUCAGAAGAGUGUUUGUCACAGGCUGCUUCCUACCCUCCAAGGACAGGGUGUCUCCGCAAGAACGGCCUGCAUUCCUCAGGCCAUGGGCAGCCCUGCACAGCCAGAGCAGCCUUGUCCAGGAAGGGAGCCUCAGCUCCAGACACUUGGCUCACCGUGAGUCCCAACUCUGUUGGCAUCCAGGAAAUGGAGAGGGUGGGUAAGCAGCCCCAUCAGAUGGUGAUCCAGGGCUUAGCAUCUCUGAGGAAAUCAGCUAACAAGCGAAAGCCAAGGCAUGAGCCAAAGAUCCUCACCUCUACUACCCAGACCGGAGGGGCGAAAGGACUAGCAGACCCUAGCCACACACAAGCUGGGUGGCGAAAAGAAGGGAACCUUGGGACCCACACGACUGCUAAGGGAGCCAGUUGCAAUUCCUCAUAUCCUCAUGGACCCAGGCAGACUGCUGGGCAUGGAAAGGCAGUCAAGACUUUUUGGACAGAAUACAAACCACCUUCUCCAAGCAGGGCAUCAAAAAGGCAUCAGAAGGUUCUGGCAGCUAGGGUCAGAAAUAUUACCAAAAAGUCCUCUCACUUGCCUCUUGGCAGUCCUUUGAAGAGACAACAAAAUACGAGGGACCUAGACACCAUGGCCCCACUCACAGAUUUUAGUCCAGUAGUGGAUCAUUCAAGAGAAGACAAUGAUUUUUCUGACUCAGAUAGCAACUACUCAGUGGAUUCUCUCUCGUGUGUCUAUGCCAAAACCCUGAUAGAGCCACUAAAGCCAGAAGACCCUCAGGAGAGGAAGUGGGAUUUCCCGGAGCCAGAGAACUCUGAAAGUGACGACAGCCAAAUAUCUGAGGACUCACUGGCUGAGAAGAGGUACCAAAGCCCACAAAACAGGCUAGGGGGAAAUCAUCCCACCAACCACCAUGGCCACCCCAGGACCAGAACUAGAUCUUCUGUGAGGGGCUUCACUGUACCCUCAGACAGUGACCUACUUGCUCAAACUCACAGGAGCUUCUCCUUGGAUAGCCUGAUUGAUGCUGAGGAAGAACUAGCGGAAGAUCAGCAAGAAGAACCUUUCCCUGGUUCAGCUGAUGAGAUACCCACAGAGACUUUUUGGCACCUGGAGGACUCCAAUCUGCCUGUAAUGGACCAAGAGGCAAUAUGCAGGCUUGGUCCCGUCAACUACAGAACAGCAGCUAGGCUGGAUGCCGUCCUGCCAAUGAACAGUUCGUUUUACCUUGAUCCUCAGUUCCAACCCCAUUGUGAGCUCCAACCCCAUUGUGAGCAGGCAGAGUCACAGGGAGAGCCAAGCUACUCUGAACAGGCCAACUCUCUCCAAGGCAUGCAGCUUUCAAGAGAGAGCCCACUGAUGUCCAUGGAUUCCUGGUUUUCCUGUGACUCUAAGAUCAACCCCAGCAGCCCCCCAGGAAUAGUGGGUUCUUUAUGUCCAAGUCCUGAUGUGCAGGAAUUUCACCACUGUAAGGGGGAGAGACCUGGAUACUGGCUAAAUACUGAGGAACUAAAGCCAUCAGAUGCAGAAACGGUUCUGCCAUAUAGCUCCAAACUGCACCAAGGCAGUACUGAGCUCCUCUGCAUUGCAAGAGAUGAGCACACAGCCUCUGCUUCUGAUACGUCCAGGCUGUCUCUCUGGGGAAUUCAAAAGCUUAUUCAACCAGGAGCUGAUGGCACUUUUCAGGGCAGAUGCAUCCAUGACACGACCCAGCAGGGCAGCUCUGAAGCAUCCCACAAUUCUAGUGUAUCAAACGCGCUGUCUGCCUCUGCCACCACAUUGACUCAUGUAGGCGGCACCCACGAAAGGGACUGGUCUGCCCUUCAGCAAAAGUACCUCCUUGAACUCUCUCGCCCUGUUUUGGAGGCCAUAGGAGCGCCCAGGCCAGCUUUCCCCUACCUUGAGGAAGACUCUGGUUCCCUGGCCCAAGCUUCUGGCGAAGGAGGAGAUACUCCAUUGCCAGUUGGCCCUAAGGUAUCUAGCAAUCUGAAUCUCAACAACUUUCCAAUCCAUCUGUCCAGAAUCAGGCGUUUGAGGGCAGAGAAAGAACAGGACAGUUUAAAUGCCAAAUUAGAAGGUGUUUCAGAUUUCUUUAGCACUAGUGAGAAAGAGGUGAGUUAUGACGAAACUUAUUCAGCAGACUUAGAAUCAUUGGCUGCUUCUCGAUCUACAAAUGCACAGGUCUUUGCAGUAGGGAACACGAUACCAGAUUCCAUGACAGAAGCAUGUGAAGUCAAGCAGAACAACUUGGAAGAACGCCUUCAGAGUUGCAGGAAACCUGGACUGAUGACUUCCUCUGAUGAGUAUUUUUUCCAGAAGAACGCUUGUCACAGUAAUGUCACUACAGCCACCAAAGCAGACCAUUGGCCCCAAGGCUGGGCUCCUCUCAGGAAAAAUAGUGCAGUCCAGCCAGGGCAAUUAAGUCCUGACAGCCAGUACCCACUAGAGGAAGAGAAGACAGAUUGCCAGGAGAGCUCUCAGGAAGCAGUUAGAAGACACAUAAAUAUCUCCUUUGCCUUUCCUUCAGGUCCAGAGCUAUACCUUCACUCUGCUGCCUGGAAUCCAUUGUCAUCUUCCCUGCAGCCCCCACUCUUGGAAACAUUCUAUGUGACCAAAAGCAGGGAUGCCCUGACAGAAACUGCCUUAGAGAUUCCAGCUUGCAGAGAAGUAAGGGUACCUUCCCCACCCCCCAGGGAAGCCUGGGGCUUUGGUCACAACGGCCAAGCUCUCCAAGAUGCUUAUUUGAAGAAUAAUUUGCCAGUGCUGUUACAAAACCAGAAUUCUAAGGUUGCCUCAUCUCAGCAGGUCAUAACUGAGAUACCAGUAGGUCUGAAUGCCGGGGAAGUCAUCAGAGAAUCAGGUAAAUGCCCUGGAAAUAUUACAGAAGAAAGCCAUGAUUCAGUUUAUUCUUCUGUUACUCAGAACAGACAUUUUCUCCCCUCUACCAGCACAAAAGUAUGUGAAUUUGAAAAUCAAGUUGGAAUUUUAAAUAAACACAGUUUUCCAGCACUUGAAGGAGGAGAGGUCACUGCUCAGUCCUGUUGCAGUGUUUCCUCAGACAGCACUGAGUCUGGGAAGCCUCUCCUCCUCUUUCUCGAAUCUGAGGCAUGUAAGGAAGAAGAUCUGGAUCAGAAUACAGUUCUGAGGCAGACCAUCAAUGUAGGCCUUGAGAAAGACUUGCCAUGGGAAAGUGCUGUUUCUUUGAAGUCCAGAUCAGUACGUCAUAGAGUAAGCAGCCCAGUGAUGGUGGCCCAGGAUGAGAGUCCAACCCCUAAAUGGGAAGGGAAAAAUGAAAUUAGGCUUCUUGAAAAAGCUCUUCAUCCCAAAGAUAGCUCAGAAGAGUUUAAGCUUCCAGGCACAAAGCCUGCAUAUGAGAGGUUCCAGUUAGUUACAUGCCCUCAGGAAAGAAACCCCGGUGAAUGCAAGGGUCCUGGAAAGUCACAAGAAAUGUUAAAUCCCAACGGAGAACCUUCUGAAAAGAAACAGAAUAAAAGAGUUAAUAAUACUGAUGAAAUGGCUAGGCUAAUUAGGAGUGUAAUGCAGCUGGAAAAUGGCAUCUUAGAAAUUGAAUCUAAGCAGAAUAAGCAGGCUCAUGCUUCCCACACACCAGGUGUCGAUAAGGAGUCAGUGUUCCAGGACCAGAAGGAGCAGGAGAAGACUGACCAUGCCCUUAGGCCAGACAGCUCUGGAAACCUUUUGACCUCUAAGGAUCAGCCAUCUUCUCCAAGACAGGCAGAUGCUACUGUCUUUAGGGAUAGUGAAGCUGGAGAGAUGGAGGUUAACAGCACUGGGAACCAUCCCCAGGUCCAGAAAAUCACCCUGAACCCCUUCAGGUCAAGGGAAGGUGUACAAGAGAGUGGACCUGUGAGAGAGCACACCCACCCAGCUGGAUCAGACAGACCUGCCAGGGAUAUUUUUGAUUCUUUAGGGAAACACACAACUUGCAGAGAGUUCACCAACACUUCUUUUCGCCCACAGAGAAUGAAAGCCUUGACUAGAGCUCUGCCAUUGCAGCCCAGGCUAGAGAGGUCUUCUGAGAAUAAUGGCCAGUUAGUAAAAGCAUCAGCAAGUCUCAAAGAGCAGCCUUGGGGCUUAGGAAGUCUUGAGGAAUUGGAGACUGUGAAAGGUUUUCAGGAAAGCCAAGUUGCUGAACACUUAAGUAGUUCCAACCAAGAGGAGCCAAAAGCUCAAGGUAAAGUUGAAGAAAUGCCUAUGCAAAGGGGACGCAGCCUACAGGAAGAAAAUAAAGUGACUCAGAAACUUCCUAGUCUCAGCCAGCUUUGUAGGGACACAUUUUUCAGCCAGGAAACUGUCAGCCCGUUACUAAGCUGGACCGAAUUCUCUACAGCUCCUCUUCACCAAGACCUGAGUAAUACCUUGCCCUUGAAUUCUCCAAGGCGGCCAAGAAGCUGUCUUCAUGUACCUGGUGUUCUAGGCAUCUCUUCACUUGACUGUGUGCUGGAUCUCACAAUGUUGAAAAUUCAUAACAGUCCUUUGGUAGCUGGAGUACCUCAUCAGGACCAGAGUACAGAGACCAGAGGCCACAGCCCUGAAGGAAAUGUUAGAGGGGGUUCCUCCGAGGCACACACUGCCUGGUGUGGGUCUGUGCGAUCCAUGGCCAUGAGAUCUCAUAGUCAAUCUGGUGUACCAGAGAGCAUUUCUCUGGGGAAAGAGGACAAGAUCUCAGCAAGCACCAGCCCCCAAGACCAUGGAAAGGACCUCAGAAUCACCUUGCUGGGUUUCAGUACCAGCGAAGAUUUUGCUUCUGAAGCCGAGGUGGCUGUGCAGAAAGAAAUAGGAGUCAGUUCGCUGAACAAGGUCUCUAGCCAGCCUGAAAAGAGGGUCAGCUUCUCCUUGGAAAAGGAUAAUGACCAAGCCAGCAAGCCAAGGCAGAAGGCAGAGGAGGAGACUGAGGACCUUGGACUGACCAGCAGUGUUUCCUUAGCACCUGUUUCCCUGCCGAGGGUGCCCAGUCAGGAACCUAGGCUGUUGGAGCCCUCUGACUAUGCAUCCAUGUGUCUGGCCAUCUUGGAGGAGAUCAGACAGGCAAAGGCCCAGAGAAAGCAGCUUAAUGACUUUGUGGCCAGAGGCACAGUCCUUUCUUACUGUGAAACUUUACUAGAACCUGAAUGUUGUUCAGGGGUUGCUGGCAGGCCUCAGUGUAAACAAAUAGAACUGUCAUCAUCAGACCAGACCAGGAAUGAGGUUGAAGCACCGGGAUUUCAUGUGGCAUCUCUGUCUGCUGAAGCAGGGCAGACAGAUCUGUCAACUGAUGAGAGGAAAGUCCAGGCCACACCUCUGUCUGCAGACAGCUUUCAAUCUCUGCCCAAUACGGAAAGUGACAGACAGCCGUGGGGUCCUAUGCAGGCUUUCUCCCAUGCUGCCCCUGCUCUAGACAAAAAACAUUGUACUGGAGAACUGAGGCAGUUCGCGGGAACAAAUGAACCGUUUAUAUGUCACUCUGGUUCUUCUGAAAUCCUAGAGAAAAAGGAAGAUGCAACCAGAACGCCUUCCUCUGUUGAUCCUUUGGCCCCAGACAGUCUUCUUUCUUCAGCACCUGUGGAGGGGGUCAGGAGGGUAGUAUCAAAGCAGGUAGUGGCUGCCUUAUCUUCUCAGGCCCCUUGUGAUGAUCCUAGAGUGACUCUGCAUGAGCUAAGUCAGUCAGUUCCGCAGGAGACUGCAGAGGGCAUACCCGCUGGCAGUCAGGACAGCAGCCCAGAGCAUCAGGAACCCAGAGCUCUAAACACCACAUACAGAGAAGUUUCAGGUAAUUCAUUAGUGACUGCACAGGAAGAAAAAACAGCCCAUUUUGAAAGUCAGUCUGUGACCUGUGAUGUUCAGAAUUCUACAAGUCCCUCAGGGCCUAAGCAAGACCAUGUCCAAUGCCCUGAGGCUUCCACUGGCUUUGAAGAAGGUAGGGCAAAUCCCAAACAAGAUACCAUUCUGCCUGGAGCUCUGACAGGGGUUGAACUGGAAGCUCCCACACAGCAGUGUGUGAAGUGGAAGGAGAGUGUUGGGUCUGGGUUGACAGAAAUCUGCAGGGCUGGCAGCAAACAUUCCAGACCAACUCCACUGCCAGAUCAAAGACCAAGCCCAAAUCCUGAGGGAAUUGGAGAGGGAGCCCCAUGCAGAUAUCCAUGGGAAGCUUUACAUGGCCCUGUCUUCUCAAGGAACCCUGAAGGCAGCAGGACUCUCAGAACGUCUAGAGGAAAAGAGAGCAGAACUCUUCCUUGCCGACAGCCAUGCAGUUCUCAACCUGUUGCUACUCGUUCUUAUUCCUGCCAUUCCUCUACUUCGCUGUGUUGUAGAGGUGGUGACCUGGGGAAGGAGCCUUUCAAGGCUGCCCUACAUACUGUCCACUCACCCUGUGGAGUACCUUCUAGGGCCUAUGAAAUGGAUGAGACAGGAGAGACCUCUUCUAGGGGACCUGAUGUGCUCUUGACACAUAGCCUUGAGCCAAAAGAUGUUAAUAGGGAAUUUAGUAUAACAGAGAGCAGCACUUGUGAGCCCUCUACUGUGGCUGCUAUCCUAUCUGGGGCUCAAGGCUGCAGAUCCCCUUCUGCCUCUGAUGUGAGGAGGACAAGUUCCUUCAGCCACUCAGCUACUGAUGGAAGCUUAGGAUUAAUAGGCGCUCCUGAGAAAAAGGUUGCUGAGAACCAAGCAAGCACAGGACUUGAGGCUACCUCUUUCCCUGCAGGCAUGUACUCUGAGCCACUGAGGCAGUUUAGGGACAGCUCUGUAGGUGACCAGAAUGUACAGGUAUCUCAAACCAGUCCAGAACCACCUGCAACAACUCCGGGACCACACCCCCUGGAUUUAAGUGAAGGGUCUGUGGAGAGCAAGUUGGUGGCAGAGCCACGGCAUGAAUGUUUUGAAAAUACCACCAGAUGUUUUUUGGAAAAGCCACAAUUUUCCACUGAAUUGAGAGAUCACGAUUGCUUGGAUUCCCAAGCCAAGUUUGUAGCAAGGUUAAAACAUACCUGCAGCCCCCAGGAAGACAGUCGCUGGCAGGAAGAAGAGCAGCACAGAGACCAGGCUUCAGGUGGUGGUGAAGGCUUCACCCAGGGUAUGAAUCCCCUUCCUUCUGAUGAAGGUGGCUUAGAUAGCUGUCAGAUUUUAGAUGCUAGGAGACAGGAGGUGGCUGUGGCCAAGCCUCCUGUGUCCAAGAUUUUAUCACAGGGCUUCAAAGACCCAGCCACUGUGUCCUUGAGGCAAAAUGAAACACCACAGCCUGUUUCUCAGGGGCCUGGCAACCUCUAUACUGGCAGAGAGCAGCCAGCCCUCAACCACAGGGGCUCACUUCCUGUGACUGCAAUCUUCUCUGGCCCCGAACGCUCCAAGUCCUCCCCCACACCACGGUUCUCAGUUGUCAGCUCUUCUCGUUCUCUUCAGGAGCUAAACUUGAGUGUGGAGCCUCCUUCCCCUACAGACGAAGAUACACAGGGGCCUGACAGAUUGUGGAACCCACAUCUCAGGGCCUAUUCCUCAGGAAAGUCAGUGGCAAGAACAUCUCUGCAGGCUGAGGACAGCAAUCAGAAAGCUUCAUCUCACUUGGAUGAUGGCACUACUGAUCACAGGCCCCUGAAGCCUGCCACCCCUCCUUAUCCAGUGCCUUCUACCCUCUCACACAUGCCAACCCCUGAUUUCAUGACCAGCUGGAUGUCUGGUACUUUGGAACAGGCCCAACAGGGAAAGCCAGAGAAACUGGGUGUCCAGGUUAGGCCAGAAAAUUGGUGCUCUCAGAUGGACAAAGGAAUGCUGCACUUCGGCUCCAGUGCCAUCAGUCGCUAUGACCUGCCCUGGCGUCCAGAGGAGCAUGCACGUAUCGGCUGGAAGCAAUAUGUGUUUGGCAGUACGAUCGAUGUUUCCUGCAGCCAGAAACCCCAGGGCCUGACACCAUCAAAUGUGGCCCGGUGCUCCAGCGUGGACAAUGGCCUAGAAGACCAGAACUCCUGCUUCCACUCUCACCUCAGCACUUAUGCCAAUAUUCGCGAUCUGUCAACCACACACAGCAGCACUGAGAAUGCCCAAGGUUCAAAUGAGGCCUGGGAAGUAUUCCCAGGGAGUUCUUCAAUUUCUUUAGGAGACCCCCACAUCCUGACGAGCUCUGAAGGAGUAGCCCCCACUUCAGGUCAUGACAGAAGACCCCGGUUCAGGGGCCCUUCUGGUGAAGCAGACUGUCUGAGGAGUAAGCCCCCCUUGGCUGAAGGAAGUGCUGUAGGUCCAGCGGAUGAGAUUAUGCUGCUGUAUCCAUCAGGGGCAGGCUGCCCUGUGGGACAGACCAGGACGAACAUAUUCGAACAGGGCACACAGACCCUCGGCAGCAGGUGCCACCAGAGCAGCACUGACAUCUCCUUUGCUCAGCCUGAAGCUAGUGCGGCAUCAGCCUCUGAUCUGGCCUCAUGGACCAACAUGCACAAUCUGUCUCUCCACCUCUCACAGCUCCUGCACAGUACCUCAGAGCUGCUUGGGAGUCUCUCCCAGCCAGGUGUGGCCAGAAGGGAGCAGAACACCAAGAGGGACAUCCCAGAUAAAGCCCCACAGGCCCUGAUGAUGGAUGGCUCUACUCAGACCACUGUGGAUGAAGGCAGCCAGACUGACCUCGCCUCACCCACCCUGCGCCUCCAGGCUUCAGAGGCCGAACCUCAGGGGGCCAAUGUGAUCCUCGAAGGGCUGGGUUCACAUACCUCAACUGUGUCUCAAGAAGAGGGAGAUGUGCCAGGGGUACCUCAGAAGAGAGAGGCAGAGGAAACAGCACAGAAAAUGGCACAGCUCCUGUAUCUUCAGGAAGAAAGCACUCCCUACAAGCCCCAGAACCCUUCAACACCCUCAUCCCACUUGGGGUUUCAGAAAGCCCCCCUUAGGCAGCAUCUUCCUUCUGUGGGCCCCUCAGUUUCUGAUGCUUUCCUGCCUCCCAGCUUCCAGCUAGAGGAGUCAUCUUGCAUAGCUGUCAGCAGUCCCAGUCCCAGCCCCUGUCAUUCCCCAGGGCUCCUUCCCAGUACUUCCCAGUACCCUGGGGACCCUAGGGUCCAGAAGAAGCUGGGCCCCACCAGCGCUUUGUUGGUGGACAGGGCCUCCUCCCCAAUCCUCACUCUUAGUGCCAGCACCCAAGAGCUGGGUCUUCCCCCAGGCUCUUUGACCCUCUCAGCCCCUUCAGCUCACCCUGUUGAAGGCCACCAGAAGCUUGACUCCAGCCCAGACCCUGUGGGUGCCCCAAGGACUCCGAUGGAUAAUUAUUCCCAAACCACUGAUGAGUUGGGCGGCUCCCAGAGAGGUGGAAGUGCAUUACAGAGGAGUAACGGGAGGUCCUUCCUUGAGUUACACUCCCCGCACAACCCACAACAGAGUCCAAAACUCCAAUUAAGUUUCUUAGGGCAGCACCCUCAGCGGCUUCAGCCCAGGACCACGAUUGGGGUCCAAAGUAGACUGCUGCCACCACCACUGAGGCACAGGAGCCAGACGCUGGCCGACAGCUUUGUGGCUGAGGAGGUGGCUUCCCCAGAGCGUGGCCCACUGAGCGGUGGGGAGCCAAGUCAGUGGCGGAGCAGGAUAGAAAAUGGAGGUGAGAGUUCAACAUCUCCAGGGGAACCACAACGCACUCUGGACCGACCUUCUUCAUGUGGAGGCCUCCAGCACCUCAGCCCCUGCCCUGUCUCUGAGUUGACUGAUACUGCAGGGCUCCGAGGUUCUGCCUUGGGCCUCCCUCAGGCCUGCCAACCUGAGGGGUUACUGUGCUCCAGUUGCCAGAUGUGCAUGGCCCCUGAGCCCCAGCACCACAGUCUGAGGGACCUCCCGGCGCAUAACAAAUUUAGUAACUGGUGUGGGGUUCAGAAGGGCUCACCUGUGGGGGUGGACAUGACUGAGGAGGAGCUGGGGGCCAGCGGUGAUCUCAGCUCUGAAAAGCAGGAACAGAGCACCCCACAACCUCCUAAUGACCACAGCCAGGACCCUGAGUGGUCCCAGGGGGAGCAGAUCCCCCUGCAAGUUGGGGCCCAGAACCUCUCACUCAGCGUGGAACUCACAGAAGCGAAAUUGCACCACGGCUUUGGGGAGGCCGAUGCCCUGCUCCAGGUGCUGCAGAGUGGGACAGGGGAGGCGCUUGCUGCUGAUGAACCUGUGAUAUCCACCUGGAAGGAGCUCCAUGCACGGCAAAAAAAAGCCAUUGAGACCCUCAGGAGAGAGCGGGCUGAGCGACUUGGGAACUUCUGCCGGACACGAUGCCUUAGCCCGCAGAAACAACUGAGCCUCCUGCCCAACAAAGAGCUCUUCGUGUGGGAUCUUGACUUGCCCAGCAGACGCCGAGAAUACCUGCAGCAACUGAGGAAGGGUGUUGUGGAAACCACCAGGAGCCCAGAGUCGGUGUCAAGGUUGGCACAGCCACCCUCUGACAUAGAGCUGAUGCUGCGAGACUACCAGCAGGCCCAUGAGGAGGCCAAGGAGGAGAUUGCCCGGGCCCGAGACCAACUGCGGGAGCAGACUGAACAAGAGAAGCUGAGAAUCCACCAGCAGAUCGUUUCCCAGCUGUUGAGGGAAGAGGAUAAACUACAUACCUUGGCCAACUCCAGCUCCCUGUGCACCAGCUCUAAUGGAAGCCUCUCAUCUGGUAUGACCUCUGGCUAUAAUAGCAGCCCAGCCUUGUCAGGCCAGCUCCAGUCCCCAGAGAAUGCGGGGUACACAAACUUGCCUGAUUCCAGGGAUGUAUGGACAGGGGAUGAGCGAGGAGGCCUUUCUGCAGUGAGGAGGAACUCCGCCUACAGCCGCAGAGCCUCCCUGGGCAGUUGCUGCUGUUCACCAUCCAGUCUGUCCAACUCGGGGACCUGCUUUUCCUCCUCCUACCAGGAUUUGGCCAAGCACGUCGUGGACACUUCUAUGGCUGAUGUAAUGGCUGCUUGUUCGGAUAAUUUGCACAACCUCUUCAGCUGCCAGGCAACAGCUGGCUGGAACUACCAGGGUGAGGAGCAGGCGGUGCAGCUUUACUACAAGGUGUUUUCUUCCACUCGGCAUGGCUUUCUGGGGGCAGGUGUGGUGUCCCAGCCGCUGUCUCACGUGUGGGCGGCUGUCAGUGACCCCAGUCUAUGGCCCCUGUAUUACAAGCCCAUCCAGACAGCAAGGCUGCAUCAGCGAGUGACCAACAGCAUCAGCCUGGUGUACUUGGUGUGCAACACUACCCUGUGUGCAUUGAAGCAGCCGCGGGAUUUCUGUUGUGUCUGCGUAGAAGCCAAAGAGGUGCCUGCCUUGGUGGGUCACCUGUCUGUCAUGGCAGCCCAGUCUGUGUAUGAUACAUCCAUGCCAAGACCCAGCAGAAAAAUGGUUCGCGGGGAGAUCCUGCCCAGUGCCUGGAUCUUGCAGCCCGUCACUGUGGAAGGGAAGGAAGUCACCAGAGUCAUCUACUUGGCCCAGGUGGAACUUGGUGCUCCAGGCUUCCCACCUCAGCUCCUGAGCUCUUUCAUCAAACAGCAGCCACUGGUAAUAGCCAGAUUGGCUUCCUUCCUUGGUAGCUAGCAUCUCACCAUCAAGAUGGUGCUGCUGAGAUGCAGGCCCAGGCUGCUCAAGAGAGACACUGUGGCAGCUCCUUGUUACUUUCCAUACUCCAGUGCAGGAAAAGCUGAUGCUACCUGCUGUGGCCGACUGGGGCAGACAGCACUGGCCCACGGAUGCCAGCAAAGCCCCGUCAGUACUUGGUCACAGCUGGCACCAGUGCAGAGCAAACGGCCUGAGCUCCUGGCCCAGGCUAUCCAGAGUGAAUGCAGCUCAGCUCCCCUUUUGGAUUACUCACCUUUCUUUCCUGUUUCUGGGACUCUGCGGCAAAGAAGCCACUUAAGGACUGGGACUGGGCACAGCCAGCAGAGCCAGGGGACUGCAGUGCUUUGGCAAGGUGCUUCUGCAGGCUGGUAGGGAAGCAGGCAGCCACUGGCCAAGACUCUGCUCUGAAUCUACCUCCAGCAUUCAGCUCUACUGUGUGAUGGGACGUUAAAAAUACCAAAACAGAAAGAGGGUUCAAAAAACAGCUGCACAAACCAGAACACAGAUUCAGAAUCUUUUCUCCCUCUUGAAUUUUUGCAAAAUACUUUCUUAUUGAUUUUUUUUUUUUUUUCCUCCCUUUCUCUCCCAGGAGAAGACACUUGGGUCUUGGCAUGAGUCGGGGUGUUGAGCGACAAUGCUCUGAUACGGAGCCGUCACUCUAGAGCUCGGUCAGUUGGAAGACACUGUAGAACCAGGUUGGACAGAUUUGGGGUUAGGGUCGGGGGCUGAGCUCUUUUGAGGACUGGUGGGAGCGGCAGCCAGAUGCUGGUUGCUGACAAGGCAAGAGGAAUUUCAGAGAUUAAACACUGUCCUUUGAGGGAGAGGAGGUGAAUGAACUCCCAGAGGAGGGGAGUGGCUCGUUGGGAGGAAGCUCAGUUCCAGAACUGACCUCAGUGCACUUGGGAGGCGUGGAGUCCUGAGCAUUCCAUGAUUUCUGCUCUGGCCCCACCUAUCCUAGGAUGGGAUUGGAAGGGAUGGAGAGUGGGUUCAGUGUUCUUGUACUUUAGUCUGGCUGAACAUGAACUCUGAAUAUUCUGUUUACCUGGAAGUGGCAGGGGUGGGAAAGAUUCUCAUCUUUAGUUCUCGUGCCCAAAAUCUUUGGUAGAUGGAGGGUAACUGGGGAUUCAGAAGAUGUGGUAGAAGGUAUAUUUCUGUAUAGUGUGGCAGAGAUGUAUUUUUCUAAAGUGUUGGCAGGGCAUUUUUCCCCCUUACCUCAGACUAAGUUAUUUAUAUAUUGUUGAUUGAAGGUUUUUUAAAAAUUGCUUUUAAACUUCUUUUUCUCGGGUAAAUUUUUUUGGUGACAUGAUAUAUUUAACACCCUAUUUAUAUACUCCUUCCUCUUUUCAUAUAAAUCUCUUACUAAGACUACUGACCAAAAAAGUCAGAACAUUUUUAAAUUGAAA